Messenger RNA from Naegleria lovaniensis, 1893 nucleotides. RefSeq lists its product as uncharacterized. Bases 1 to 1893 code for a protein of 630 amino acids. The transcript has 6 exons. Gene Ontology annotation, cellular component: cytosol. Gene Ontology annotation, molecular function: glycerone kinase activity. Gene Ontology annotation, biological process: glycerol catabolic process. The record is from RefSeq and is a predicted model, not a curated record. Lineage: Eukaryota; Heterolobosea; Eutetramitea; Acrasida; Naegleriidae.
AUGCAAAAAUUAUUACUGGAUCAACCUUCGCAUCUCAAUUCGGUUCGGAAUGCUCUUGAAGGCUUGGCUCUCAUAUUUCCAAAUCAACUUGAAUUAAUUAAAACAACACAGAGAUCGGAUGAUCAAGACUCCUCCUCCUCAACAACUGUAGAUACCAUAUUGUUGCGGAAAAUUCAUGAUAAUACGAAACAUGUUUCUCUCAUUUCGGGUGGUGGAAGUGGUCAUUCUCCUUCUCACGAAUCUUUUGUUGCAAAAGGAAUGCUUACUGCUGCAGUGUGUGGAGCAGUCUUUACUUCUCCUUCUACUUCUCAAAUCUAUAGAGCCAUUCAAGCUGUAACAAAAACCAACAAGGAAAACGGAAAGGGGUGUUUAUUGAUUGUGAAAAAUUAUACUGGUGAUAUUUUAAAUUUUAGAUUGGCUAGAGAGAUGGCAUUGCAAAAUGAUUAUCGUGUUGAAAUGAUUGUUGUCGGAGAUGACGUCACACAUCAGAGAGGAGUUGCAGGUACGGUGUUUGUACACAAGUUGUGUGGAGCGAUGGCAGACAAUAAUUAUUCUCUGGACGAAAUUGUUAAUGUUAUGAAAUCAUUUGAGUUAAUGUCUCCAUCUUCUGUGGAUGAAAUUAAGUUUGAGAAACCCUUUAUACGAAGUAUUGGAGUUGGAUUGAAUAGUAUUACUUUACCUGGACAUCAAGAACCACUUUAUGACUUGAAGGAUAGUGAUGCAGUGUACGAGUUGGGUUUAGGAAUUCAUGGAGAAAAGGGUGUUUCGAGAUUGGAAUAUCCAAGAGAAAAUGCAGCAUUAGAAAUUUCUCAAACAAUGAUUCUACAAUUAAUUUCUCUUGAACACAAGUCCACAAAUGUCUCUUCUGAUGCAAAGAAAUGUGCCUUGAUGGUCAAUAAUUUAGGCUCAACAACUCUAUUGGAGAUGUAUAAUAUUGUAAAAAUUGUAGUAACAAUUUUACAGCAAUGUAAUAUCGUACUGGAGAGACUUUAUGUUGGUACAUUUAUGACAGCUCUUAACAUGCAUGGAGUUUCUUUAACAUUAUUGAAUUUGGGAACAAGUGACCAUGACAAAAUUUUAGAAUUAUUAGAUUGGAAAACAGAUUCAUUGUUUUGGCCAGAAUGUUUUAAAUUAAGCAUACUAGAUCAUGAUUCCAAAGACUCUUGUCGUGAUGUGUCGUACUUGACUGUAGACUCAUUUCAUGAGGCGUCAAUGGGCACAACUGACGAGGUUUAUCAUACGACCGAUAGAAAGAUAAUUGAGGAUUUUAUCAAAUUGUUAGAAAUUGUAUGUGAUCACAUUGAUUCGAGAUAUCAAUACUACAAUGAAUUGGAUAGUGCUGUAGGAGAUGGAGAUUUUGGUGACUCCAUGAAACGAGCGGCCAAGCACAUUAGAACAGAUAUUUUGAAAACUAGUAAAUCCAUCAACAGCCUUCAAGCACUGUUUUAUGGUAUUGGAACCUCAAUACACAAAGCAGGAGGAAGCAGUGGCGCAAUUGUAUCCAUGUUUUUCUUAAAGUAUGCUCGUUCAUUACGAGAAUCACCAGGAGAUAUUGAUAAGAGACAUGUUAAAGCUUUCCAGGAUGGGGUGCAGGGAAUGAUGGAGUUAGGAGACACCAAAGCUGGUGAUAAAACUCUUCUUGAUACUCUCAUUCCUAUCAGUGAGUUUCUUAAAGAACUAGACAUCGGCCAUACAUUGGACAACACUCACUUCUCCCAAAACAUAUCAGAAAUUGCUAACAAGGCAAUGCUUUCAACCAAAGAAAUGUUGGCAAAACGGGGUAGAGCACGCUACCUGGGUGACCGUGUACUGGGUCACGUAGAUCCUGGUGCAUUCUUUGCUUUUGAGGUUACAGAACUAUGGGCCAAGUGGUUUUCUGAAAAUAGAAAAUAA